Molecule: messenger RNA, 1033 nt
Organism: Solanum lycopersicum (tomato)
Lineage: Eukaryota; Viridiplantae; Streptophyta; Magnoliopsida; Solanales; Solanaceae
Source: RefSeq
UGUGGAGUGUGGGAGAUGAUAAAAGGAUGGUGUUGGGGGUGAAGUAGGCGCUUAUGCUGGUGGUGGUGGAGGAGUUCCGGCGGAGGUGGUGCCUAUGCAGCUGGAGGACAUGAUGGUGGAUAUGCUGGAGGAGGUGGUAGUGGAAGUGGAGCUGGAGGUGGCCAUGCUGGUGGUGGAUAUGCUGGAGGAGGUGGUGGUGGAAGUGGAGCUGGAGGUGCUCAUGCUGGCGGACACGAUGGUGGAUAUGCUUCUGGAGGUGGUGAAGGUGGUGGAGCUGGAGGUGGCCAUGCUGGUGGAGGAUAUGCUGGAGGAGGUGGUGGUGGAAGUGGAGCUGGAGGUGCUCAUGCUGGCGGAGAACAUGAUGGUGGAUAUGCUGCUGGAGGUGGUGAAGGUGGUGGUAGUGGAUAUGGUGGUGCAGGGUCAGCAGAUGGUGGAUAUGCUGCUGGAGGUGGUGGAGGUAGUGGUGGUGGAGGUGGUGGUGCAGUUGCUGGAGGUGGAGCACAUGGUGGCGGUGCAUAUGCUGGAGGUUCAGGAGGAGGUACUGGUGGCGGCUAUGGUGCUGGUGGAGCACCCGGGGGUGGAUAUGGUGGUGGAGGUGGACAUGGAGGCGGUGGUGGUAGUGCGUAUGCUGGAGGAGAAGGAGGAGCCUCAGGUGGUGGAUAUGGUAGUGGAGGAGGAGCUGGUGGUGGUGCAGGAGGAGCACAUGGAGGAGCAUAUGGUGGAGGCGGUGGUAGUGGUGCCGGUGGUGGUGGAGCCUAUGCCGGUGGAGAGCAUGCUGGUGGUUACGGAGGAGGUGCUGGAGGUGGUGAAGGUGGUGGACACGGUGGUGGCUACGCUCCUUAAGCGGUCAUUCUAAUCUAAAAGUAUCCAUCUUCUUACCUACACUAUUAAAAAAAUAAUGUACUGAGAUUGUGGUAGGAAGAUGUUAUAUAUAUAUUGGAAGAAAAAGAAUUGUAGUUAAGUCCUGCAAUCUUUUUAAGUGUAAUGUGGUUUCCUUUAAAAGCAACAUUAAGAUAUGAUUGCUUGCAUUUUA